AUGCCGCUGAGGCCCAGCUCUUCUUCUCUGUCCACCUGCGACAGACGCUUUCGACUCCAAGUGGCCUUUUCCCGCUUCGCUUCUGCGUUUCCUCCUUCCUUCUCUUCUUUUCCUGCCCCGUGGGGUUCCUCCUCGCCUCUGUCUUUGUCUUCGUCGCUCUCGUCUCCGUCUUCCUACUCUCCGUCGGCGUCUUCCUACUCUCCGUCGGCGUCUUCCUACUCUCCGUCGGCGUCUCCCUUCUCGUCUCGUUCUUGCUUGUCAUCCCGUUCCUCUUCUUCCCCUCUUUCUCCUGCGUCAUCUUGGCCGUCUUCCGUGUCUCCUACCCCGUCUUGUGCCUGUGCUUCUUCUUGCUCCUCUUCCCCUCCUUUUCCCUCGCAUUCUUCUUCGCCCGCUUCUUCUGCGGAUGGCGACUCUGCAUGCAGUCGCGAAAGAGAGAAGCCGGAGGGGGGCGCCGUCCAGCGCCGCGCCUCGCACGAAGUCGUUUUGGCCUUUCAAGAGAAAUCCCGGAAAACGCGCGUGAAGGAUCUCCUGGCCAUGAUGGCGGCCACAGACGUGCAUGCACUCACAGACUCGCAAAUCGCUGCCUGCAUGCGCGCCGUCGCUGACUGCUAUGUCUCCACCCUAAGGCCUUCACGAGGCGAUCCACGGCGGCGGGGAGCGAGACCAACGGAGAGACAGAGAGAAGGCGCGAGAGCAAGCGAGUGCAAGAGAGAGCGCGAGAAGGAGAAAGAGCGAGAGGAGAGAGGCGACAGAGAGAUGCAGUCGUGCCACGGAGAAGCGCUCAGACUCCACACCUUCUGGCAUCGCUGCGUGGGGAAAACCCUGAAAGGGGACUUAAUUCUUAAAACAAGGCUCUGUUUGCUUGCCGACAUUGUCGAGUCACUCAACAAAGCAAAUCUCACUCUCUUCCAACCUCUCCCGUUGCUCCUGUCCCCGUCUCCCCAUUCCUCGUCCUCCGCCGCUUCUUCCUCGUCCUCCACCGCUUGUUCCUCGUCCUCCACCGCUUCUUCCUCGUCCUCCACCGCUUCUUCCUCGUCCUCCACUGCCUCCUCCUCUUCUUCAGCCGCUUUCUCUCGUUCUGCCUCUUUGUCGUCUUUGUCUGCUGCCGUCUCUGGGAGCAGCGCGGGACUGGCUCCGGUCUGGGUGAUUCACCGCUUCUACUUCCGGCUUCUGGAGCGUCUCGAGCUGGAGCUGCGAGGUCUCCUGCGCGAGCGAGACAGGCAGGCGGUGGGGCGUCCGGUCUCCGGCAGCUCCGCCCGGGUCCCGAAGGACGAGGCGCAAGCGCUGAAAGCGAGGAAGCUCCUCGGAGAGGAACGGGGAGGCGAGAGCCGCGGGACACCAGAGGCGAGGGCUGCGCAGGCCUGCUGCGGCGCUUCUCGAGCAGAGGGAAGCGAGGCGCGGGCUCAGACCGGAGACGAACGACCGGGCGGGAGGUCAGACACCCGCAGUCUGCUUCGGAUUGUGCAGGCUCUCGCGUCGCACCAGCGACACACAGCGGCCGAAGUCGAGCGUCUAGUGCAGCGGCCAGGAGGCGCUUCCAGCGACCGGGAAAGAGGCAGCGAAGCGAGCGCGGGACGCGAAGAACGAAACGCGACCGACCAGACGGAAGUCCCCAGAGGUUUCGAGAAGAAUCAUGUGCGAGGCGAGUACGAGAGUGGCGACGGGGCGGAAAAAGAGAAGGGGACACAGCGCCAUGACCCAACCACCGAGAGACUUCACCAGCUGUACCAGGCUCAGUUUUUCUUCCUCUUCUUCUUUGAGCGUUUCGCGCGAGCGUGCCUACCUUACCUGGUUGUGUCUUGGUUUUCUCGGUCGUGUGCGUUUUCUUCGUCCGCCUCGACUUCCUCCCCUGUUCCUCUGGGGCCAGAACGGAGUCCCCUUUUUGGAGUUGAAAAGGCGAGUCAGGCGAGGGAGGGCGAAGCAACCGGGGAGGCCACGUUUCGCGCGGCAGCGCCUGAAGAGCAUUGGAAGUGUGCCAGGAGGGCAGUCGCCAGCAGCGAACGAGCAGUCGAAAGCGAAGCGGAGAGUGGAAGCGCUCGAGACGAGGACGAAACAGACGAGCCUAGCCGAGACGGAGUGGCGAGAGACAGCGACACGGAAAAUGGCGUGGAACGGAGACCGACCCUGGGACUGUCUUUGUUCACGACCGAGCAGGUCGGCUCAGCCUUAACGACUCUUGCCUCAGCCUUGCGUUGCACGAAGUGCGAGGAGAGAAAACGAGACAGGACUGGGAUACAAGCGUCGCAGCACGUUGGCGCCUUCUCACCAGUUGCGACUCCUUCCUCUCUUGCGUCGCCUUCCACUUCUCCGGUGUCUUCCCCGGCUUCUUCUCCCCCUCCCGUCUCUGCUUCCUCGCCUUCUGUCUCUCCUCCUGUUUCGUUUUCUCAUCAGCGUUCGACUCUCAAUGCGUCUCGCGAACGUGACGUCUCCACCCUUCCGUUUUCCUCUCUUCUUGUCCCCGUUCCUUCUCCGUUUCCUGCCGCUCCUCCACCGUCUCCUCCGCUUUCUCCUUCUCGAGCUUCGCUGGGGUUGGCUGCCCGCGAAGGCGAGACGGUGAUAGAAAAGAGAGGGAAUCCUCAUCUCGCAAAGCGGAAGGCCUUUGUGGCUGUUCCGCUGUCUGUCUCAGAGCGUCCCGCAAAUCGGAAGAAGGGAACGGAGCGCGCAGAGUCUUUUCCGCGCUCCGAUUCUGAGAGAUUUCCGUAUCUGAAUGCAGCUGUGUGUCUUCUCUCGGGUCAGCUCCUUCCGCACGUCAAGAGCCUCUCUCCGGCGACUGCGCUUGGGCUGUACAUACAGUUGACUCGGAGUCCAUUCGACGCAGCGGCGGUUCACGGCACUCUGGCCGCGGAUCCGGUUGUCAAGGAAACCCAAAAGCGUUUUGAUCUGCCCUCGCUUCCUCCCUGCUCUCCGCACUCUGCAAUUUCGCGCUGUCUUCUCCUUCGCCUCGUGGAACAGCCGGCAGGCCUUCUGCGCGAUCUGCCAGGCCGAGACAUUCCUUCGUUCAUGCUCUCCGUCUCCAAGUGUAUGCCGCAGUUAAACGCCGCUCGCCCCCUACAGUCUUCUCUCUCUCAGGCGCCGUCUCCGCCCUCCUCUCCUCGGCAUCCGUUCCCACUGCGUUUCCAGUCUCCUGCCUCGCCUCUGCAUGCAGCCGCCAGUUCGGAAGUCCCCUCCGACGCUUCGCCCCAGCAGCCGUUCAGAGCCUUCCCCUCGUCUUUUGCUGGUUCGCAGUCGGGUGGCGAGACGCAGAGCGCACAACUCGCGCAUGCAGUCGCUUCUCUUCUGCCCGUGCUCGCGCGCCGCCUCGCCUUCGAGCAGCGCCAGGCAGCGUCUGUCGGGCCUUGCGGGCGUCACUCAGCGCUCCGCCUCGCGCCGGCAGCGAGCUCGGAUGCGCUGACGGCGCUCGCGGACGCUCAGGCUGGCGGCGAAGGGGAGACGCGACGAGCGUGUGUUUUCCUCUUUCGCUCCGCCUUGGCGAGUCUGUGGAGAAGCGCCACGAGGAAGGCGCCGAGAAGUCGAGACGAGCAGGCAGCCAGGCUCGAGGAGCCAUACAGCAGGCGAACGGCGCAGUCAGAAGCAGACACGGUCGACGCCGCCGUGCGAAUGUCGCCGUCAAAUUCCCCUUUUGGCGCGGUGUCGUUACACCUGAGAGUCGAGCACGUCAUCUCGCUGAGUCGCAUCGCCCAUGCUGCGCUGAAACUCGGACUUCUGGAGAGCUUUCAAGCCGACGCGAGACGCGUCCACGUCUCGCAAGAUACUUCCAAGUUGUCGUCUGAAGGCGAAGGGCGAAACGCAGGUGAAGACGCAGAGCGACGGAGAGAGAUGCAGAAAGGCGUCGCAGAGACGGCCAGUUUUUUCCAGGGAACAGACAGUGAAGAGCACCUCACUGAGCGCGAAGUGCUCAAGACGAGGCAGCUGCUCGCCGCCAAUCUCCGAGCGUUCUCGUUUCGUCAGCUCCAGUAUCUCUCGCCUUCGCUGCUCUGCUCGCCAGCGUUUGUGCUCCCGGCGCCGGCUUUUAUUCUGGACGCGGAGGGCCGUUUGCGCCCCACUUGGGCCAGAUGUGAGCAGGAUCGGAGACAGGAGACAGGCGCCGUUGUCCAUUUUGCCCCUCCGCUGGCCUUUCAGUGCCUCUCCGAGGCCUUGCGGCGAUACGCGGAGGAAAGGAAAAGAGGAAAUGGAAGUAGCUGGAGACCAGGCGGACGAGAUGAAUGGGGAUGUAGGCAGCUGCUCACCAGCCUCCUUGCAGCCAAUCUCGGCGUCUGCUCCUUCCCGUUUGCGAGUUCGUCCUCUCUCUGGUCCACAGGGCCGACAGCUGAGGCCGCGUGGAGCGAAACCGCGGGGCAGCGUGCCACAGUGGCAGAAGUUCGCGCGGCCAAAAACCCCAGCUGGAUUUCCCUCCUUCCUCUGCAGGCUCUGAGGACUGCUCGCCUUGUCGUGCAUGCGACAGCCCACCCCCAGCGGCAGCACACCGCAGGCACUCGGAUUUCAGCUCUCCAGGAAGAUGUUCUGAGCGCCGUCGUGAACGCGCUGCGCCCACAUACGCCAGACCACCCCGCGGGCACUCCUACGAGUUCUCGAGGCAGUCUAGAAGGCGGAGGCGAGUCGGGUUCAAUUCGCUGGACGGAGCCUGUGGGGUCCCGCGCGUCAUACAGGCUGCACAAUGAGCGGGGUUCCGCUCCGAUAGACGACCUGCGACGCGAGCUCCGGUUCGAGGAAGUUGAAGCGGUUGUGGGACCGUACACAGUGGACUGCAUUCUAACGCUGAACGGCCGCAGCGGCUCGGAGACGAAGACCCAACAAACCCGCACCUCACUGCAGGCAUAG
Neospora caninum is the source of this 4818-nucleotide messenger RNA. RefSeq lists its product as hypothetical. Bases 1 to 4818 code for a protein of 1605 amino acids. Lineage: Eukaryota; Apicomplexa; Conoidasida; Eucoccidiorida; Sarcocystidae. The record is from RefSeq and is a predicted model, not a curated record. The transcript has 8 exons.